AUGGCCCCUCCAAAGGUCUUCUCCCUCGAGGGCAAGGGUCUCAAGCUCGACACCGCGGAGGACAUUGAUGCUCACAUCAAGCCUCUUGUUGAGUCCACCGACUACACUGAGAUCCGUUUCGCCGGUAACACCCUGGGUGUUGGUGCAUCGGAGCGCCUCGCCGCCGUCCUCGCGACCCAAAAGAGCCUCGAGGUUGCCGAGCUCGCCGAUAUCUUCACCUCGCGCCUCUUGUCCGAGAUCCCUCCCGCUUUGAAGUCGCUCCUGGACGCCCUUCUCGAGAUCCCCUCCGUCCACACCGUCAAUUUGUCCGACAAUGCCUUCGGUCUCAACACUCAGGCGCCCCUGGUCGAUUUCCUCUCCCGUCACGUUCCCCUCCGCCACCUUAUCCUGAACAACAACGGCCUCGGCCCCGCCGCUGGUACCCUGAUCGCCGAUGCCCUGAGCAAGCUUGCCGAGCGCAAGGAGGAGGCUCGUAAGGAGGGCAAGGAGGUUGCUCAGUUGGAGAGCAUCGUCUGUGGACGUAACCGCCUGGAGAAUGGUAGUAUGGAGGCUUGGGCACGUGCCUACGAGAAGCACGCCGCUGGCAUGAAGUCCGUUAAGAUGACUCAAAACGGUAUUCGCCAGGAGGGUACCUCGCACCUGCUUAAGAAUGGUCUGCGUCACUGCAGCACCCUGGAGGUUUUGGAUCUGCAGGACAACACUUUCACCGUGAUGGGAGCUACUGCGCUGGCUAGUGUUUUGGAGGGCUGGCCCGCUCUGAUCGAGCUGGGUGUCGGUGACUGCCUGCUCUCUGCUCGUGGUGGUGUUAAGGUUGCCCAGGCUCUGGCCGCCAACAAGAACCCGAAGGUUCAGACUCUGCGCAUGCAGUUCAACGAGAUCAAGGCCGACGGUGUCAAGGCUCUCGCCCACGCCGCCAAGACCGCACUCCCCAACCUGCGCCGUGUGGAGCUAAACGGCAACAUCUUUUCGGAUGAGGAUACCAACAUUGCCGACCUGCGCGAGCUUUUGGAGGCCCGUCAGGAGGAGCACGGUACCGAUGAGGACCCCGAGGAUAGCUGGGGUGUGGAUGAGCUGGAUGAGCUCGAGGAGGAGGAAUCUGAAGAGGAAGAUGAGGGCGAGGAGGAGGAGGAGGAGGAAGAUGAGGAAUUCGAGGCCAAGGCUGAGAAGGAGCUCGAGGAUGUCGACCGUGCCGAGCAAGAGAAGGUGGCUCAGAAGGUUGACAAGGAUGUUGAUGAGCUGGCCGAAGCUCUGGGCAAGACCGGUCUGUAG
Penicillium cataractarum is the source of this 1269-nucleotide messenger RNA. RefSeq names its product GTPase-activating protein RNA1. Gene Ontology annotation, cellular component: nucleus; perinuclear region of cytoplasm; cytosol. The transcript has a single exon. NCBI's taxonomy places the organism in Eukaryota, Fungi, Ascomycota, Eurotiomycetes, Eurotiales, Aspergillaceae. Gene Ontology annotation, molecular function: GTPase activator activity; small GTPase binding. The coding region runs from base 1 to 1269 and encodes 422 amino acids. The record is from RefSeq and is a predicted model, not a curated record. Gene Ontology annotation, biological process: activation of GTPase activity; nucleocytoplasmic transport.